AUGGAACGGAAAUUAAGAACAAGAAGAUGUUUGCGCUACAAAGUUUUCAAGCCGAGGCGAAGCACGACUAAAAACGUAAAUAAAAAUAAGCGCGACGCUAAGAUCUUUAAAGACUCUACGUCGGCGAUAGAUGCAAUUAUUGUGAGUAGACGACCUCUCGAUCCCCAAGUAGCAGAGGUCCGCCGGAGCCUAGAAGAGUUCUGCAAAAGUGGAACUCAUACCCUAUUCUGGGUAAAGGCGCACGUAUGCACGCCGGAGAACGAGAGGGUGAACAUAUUAGCUAAAGAAGUGGCGGAAAAAUUUAGAACAGAACCUGAAUACGUCCAUAUGUAUAUGUCGCAGCCAACUAACUUAAUUAGCCGUUCAAUCAACAAUCUAGUAUAUUUACUAUACUGCGCCUUCAACUAG
Molecule: messenger RNA, 408 nt
Organism: Pieris macdunnoughi
Lineage: Eukaryota; Metazoa; Arthropoda; Insecta; Lepidoptera; Pieridae
Source: the annotation of a GenBank genome assembly